AUGCUCUGCUCUCCCUCACUUCAGCAGUACAUCGUCUCUGACCCAGUCAGUCGAGAUGCUGCUCUCAUCGAUACGGUGCUUGACUUCGAACCAACUUCUGGCGCAAUCUCUACCCACACUGCAGACAAGAUUUUGUCCUUCAUUGAUGCUCAUAGCCUCAACGUGAAAUAUAUUUUGGAAACCCAUGCACAUGCCGACCAUCUUACUGCGGCCCAGUAUUUCCGUCACAAAUUGCCAGGUGUUCCUGUAGGCAUUGGCGCUCGCAUUUCACAAGUCCAGAACACCUUCGCACCAGUGUAUGGGCUGGAUUCCAAGCCUGAUGUUUUCAACGGCGUCUUCGAUCUUUUAUUCAAAGAUGACGAAGAAAUCAAGCUUGGUUCACUCAUUUGCCGUGUCUUGCACCUCCCGGGACAUACGCCAGACCAUAUAGCGUACCUUAUUGGUGAUGCAGUGUUCGUUGGAGACUCUAUCUUCCAGCCAGACGUUGGUAGCGCUCGCGCCGACUUCCCCGGGGGUGACCCCAAAGCUUUAUAUUCGUCUAUGCAACGUCUCAUGAAUUUGCCUGCCACUUUCCGACUGUUUGUCGGUCAUGAUUACCCUGUUGACCGCGCGGAGCUUUGUGUCAGCACCGUCGCUCAGCAACGGGCAUCCAACAAGCACGCUAAAGUCGGCGUAUCUCAAGAGGAGUUUGUGCAGCUCCGCGCGGAAAGGGACGCGAUUCUGGGUGCCCCGCGACUGCUCCAUCCGUCAUUGCAGACUAAUAUUCUCGGUGGGCGUUUCCCGCGAGAUGAAAAUGGCAAACCGUCGUUCAAGUUACCUAUUUCCACACCUAUAUCGCUGUAA
Messenger RNA from Mycena indigotica, 843 nucleotides. RefSeq names its product Lactamase-B domain-containing protein. Lineage: Eukaryota; Fungi; Basidiomycota; Agaricomycetes; Agaricales; Mycenaceae. Gene Ontology annotation, biological process: hydrogen sulfide metabolic process; glutathione metabolic process. The record is from RefSeq and is a predicted model, not a curated record. Gene Ontology annotation, molecular function: sulfur dioxygenase activity. Bases 1 to 843 code for a protein of 280 amino acids. The transcript is spliced from 4 exons.